Molecule: messenger RNA, 4785 nt
Organism: Epinephelus fuscoguttatus (brown-marbled grouper)
Lineage: Eukaryota; Metazoa; Chordata; Actinopteri; Perciformes; Serranidae
Exons: 16
Coding region: 28-987 (319 amino acids)
Molecular function (GO): ubiquitin binding
Source: RefSeq, a predicted model, not a curated record
UCCAUUUUAAAGGCAGUGUUGGUAACCAUGUCCAAUACAGACUUUUUGUGUAUAUUGGGGGGGGGGGUUAGAUGGAGCCCCGGGGAGAUGCAUCUUCCUAGAUUUUCUACAUUACCAAGCCUGCCUUUUAAAGCUGUUUCUAGGCUUAUUUUAUACUUCACAUAUAUAUUGUAUAACUUGCCAAAAAUGGGGUGUUGUCCUGGUAUUUUGAAGGAUGUACAGGUGGUCCAUGCUUUGCAUAACUCCCCAGAGAGGCCUCAUACAAUCGAGAGGGAUGUUGUACAGGAAUCUCAUGACACAGAGAUAGUGGAAGUAGCAGAUGAUGUAGUGGAAGUAGCAGAUUUUGCUGAUGAGUGGCGUGCACUUUGUGCAAGACAAGAUGAGGAAUACCUUGAAAGUCUGCAGACUGACCAAGAAAGGGACCAGGCACAGCGCAGAGAAGUAGACGUUUACAGAAAACGCAAAGAGGCUUUGGAAAGAAGGCGGCUUAAUUUGAGCGACCAAGCCGAGCCGCAGGAUGGCAUUUCACUGCAAGUGAAAUAUCCGGAUGGCCAUGUUGUAAGGAGGAGAUUUCUCCUCAUGCAGCCAAUUCAGCACCUAUUUGACUUUGUCGGCUCAGAUGACAUGGCAACAGAGGUCUUCUCUAUUCAGAAAGCCAGGGCAUCACCAAUAAGAAGUACAACAAUGGGCAGAAUAAUUGAUCAUAUCAAUGAAUCCUGCACAGUUUUUGUAACCUGGGAUGACGUAAUGGACACGGACAUUACUGACACUCUGGUUCCCGAAGAAGAUGACAGUCCUCAAAACAUCUCAUCCGUGCCCUUGGAUACAACUGCUGGCUUCCUGAAUUUGAGUCAUGUUAAUGACACUAACGAAUCAGAUCUGAAAACCUUACUGACCACUCUAGCAUCAAAGGUCUGGAUUGGAGAGACGCCCAGCUGUAAUAUGAUAAAUGUAUGCAGAGAAAACAUAAUGGAUGGUGCCAUCUGAGCCUUUGCAAGGAGGAGUUUCAAUCCAGAAUCCAAAUUAAGUGUCAUAUUUAUGGAUGACUUCAUGCAAGCAGAGGGUUCAGUGGACGAGGGGGGCCCUACAUGGGAGGUUUUCCGACUGCUUAUGAUGGCUCUCAAAGACAGCACCCUAUUUACAGGGCCACAGAACAGCAAGAACCUGUCCCUGGACAGCCAUGCAUUACACAGAGGUCUCUACAAAACACAUGGAGUGAUGAUGGCUGUCGCACUGGUGCAUGGAGGAGUGUCACCUUCUUUUUUUUCCUGAGAGGCUCUACCAAAACCUUUGCUCUACACCUACAUCACCACCCACUCUCAAAGAAGUAGAAGAUCAGGAUUUGCAGUUGAAACUCAAAAAGAUCAGUGAGGCAGUUGAUAUUACAGCGGCUAGAGCUGCCAUUGAGGAAGCUGCGGAGAGCCUGUCCUUGUUGGGGUCCCUGAGGCAUAUCACCACCAUGGAGGGACGGGACCAGUUGGUUCAGGCUGCCACAAGUUUCUACGUGGAAGGAAGGACAAAGGAAGCCUUGCAACAUGCUACAGCGGUUGGACCACAUUUUACUUACAUUUUGAGGAAAAUGCUUGGACUUGCUGAAGGACUGGGCACACUUGGUCUCCUGGACCUGAUGAAGAUUAACCCCAGCAUCUUCAAGGAGGUGUUUACUUCAUCAGAGAGGCCUUUAAAGGCUACAGACUUGAUCUCCCUGUUCAAAGCAACGCUGUCCCAUCCUGAAAGCAACCAGUGGCGAAAAGAGAAGAGAGUGGAAGGGUACUGGAGAGACUUCUUACUUGAUAUUGAAGAUGGUGUGUUUGAGAUCACAAUGGAACAAAUCCUGGUGUUUGCCUCUGGAGCCGACAGAGUGCCAGCUCUUGGUUUUUCCCCUCACCAAACGCUGACUUUCAUUCACGAGACAGGGCGGAAGUACCCUGAAGCGAACACCUGCCUUGUAAAUUUGAGACUGCCUAUCCAUGACAAUUAUGUACAGUUCACCAAGUUCAUGUGUGAGGGUAUUAUUCAAGCUCCCACUUUUGGUCUGGCUUAAAGUCACUGACAUGAUUUAAUGAUGGCUGUUUUUGUUCAUUAAUUGAAUAUGAUUUGAACCUGUUUCUUUCUGAUAGUAUUUGAUGUGUAUGCUAUUACAAGUAACUAAAAAGUCACUAUAGUAGGACAUCAAGUAGUUUUCAAGCUUUAGCUGGUGGGCACAUGGACCUGCUAUUGUUUCUGGAACUCUCCUAAUUAGAAAUUUAGAUUAUGUCUACUUUAUAGGUCUGUAGUUGAUGACCUAACAAUGUUAAAGAUCUCUUAAUUAAAAAAAGCUGUAUUUACAUGUGUUACAGAAUUUGAGCAGUGCUGUUUGAAACUGUAUCCCCUAUAAUUAACUGCUGCACAGAUCAGAGUAUGGAAAACUUGUGUUUUUAGGGAAAUAUGCUUUUAUCCCAAUGUUUAUAAAAAUGUCCUUUUGAGUAGCACAGUUUGAGCUACUAUGCUUGAGUCUGCCUGACACAGCUCUAAUAAAAAAAAUAAUUUGGCCAGUAGGUGGCGGUGUGUCAAGUUGCUGUGAGUUAAAAUUGCAAUGCAACAGGCUUCCGUAGGGUCUGGAAAAACAAUACAUGUGAGCGGGAUACAAGGAACGAAGGUCAUGGCUCUUUCAACUUUUCUAGAUCAUUGUAAAGCUACAUAUGCAGAAAGUUCCAGACUUUUCCUCACGGAUAAUGUUUCCAGUGAUGUCCUGCGACCAGUACUUAUAAGACUGGAGACCCUUGAGAGGAGCAUCAGAUGGGCAAGAGGGAGGAUUCUCCCAUUGGAUGAUGCAGAUGAACUCCUUCCAUUAGUGACUGGUUUUAUUCAACUAGUGCAAACAGCUUUGUCAACUCAAGAUGAAGGUACCUCUGGAUAUCAAGCCCCAUUGGUCCGGACAGGUGAUUUUGGACGAUCCAGCUACCUAAUCACAGAAGAACACCUGAGAUUCCUGCUUUCAUGUGGAUUUGUAAUUGCAAAAAUUGCUGAAGUCCUGGAUGUAUCAGUCAGUACAGUUAAACGGAGAUUGAGGUUGUUCAACUUGUCCUAUUUAAUGAGGUAUGCACGCCUAUCUGAUGCAGAACUUGAUGAAGUGGUCCAGCAGUUGGUUGGAGAAAAUGAAGAGAUUGGUGCUAAUGCUGUUCAGGCCAGACUAUCUUCUAUGGGUGUUCGAGUGCAGAGAAGGCCAGUGAGAGAGAGUUUGAUUCGAGUGAAUCCAGCUGGAGCCGCACACAGAGCAUUGUCUCACCGAUUGCACUGGAGAACCUACAGUGUUGCAGGUCCCAACUCGCUGUGGCACAUUGAUGGGAACCACAAGCUCAUCAGGUAGGCUGAUGAUAAAUUCAUUUCAGUGAGACUAAACACUCAACCAACUGGAUAAUUUACAGGGUUCUACAGUGCAAGCUUUUCACUCACUUUUGUGAGUGAAUAUGCUGCAUGCAAAUGUAAAAAAAAUUGGCUGUACUGGUGUGAGUGACUUUUGGAUCCAAUUAACUAUGAUGACAGAAUAAACAAGCACAGAUCCUGCACAGAUGUAUGUUGUUAUGACACAAGUUAAUAUUCAGUUUUUUUGUCAAGUGUUUUCCCAGUCUAUUGAACUGUAAACAGAUUUUAUAAAUUCAGAUGUACUCUGUUAUGUAACUUGUAAUUAUGAGAAGAUGUUUGCUGUGUCUGUUUUGUAUUAUAUUACUGAUUCAUUGACAUUACAGUACAUAGAAAAUUGCACUUUGACUGCAUCCCUACAUUUUUGGCAGGAGUAAGCAUAGAAUCCUGAAGUUAUUAAUGUUAUCCUAACACAGAAUACAAAUAAUAGCUUUUUGUUUAAUUUUUAAGUGGAGGAUGGUGAUCCAUGGUGGAAUCUGUGGCUUCAGCAGACUGGUUGUGUUUUUGCAGGCUUCAGACAAUAACAGAAGUAGCACAGUGUUUGAUCAGUUUGUUCAAGCCACUGCUAGGUAUGGGGUACCGUCUCGAAUAAGGUGUGACUACGGGAGCGAAAACAAUGCUGUUUGCUUGUUCAUGAACAUUUACCGUGGAUCAGAAAGGGGAAGUGCCAUACGGGGCAGAAGUGUCCAUAACCAGCGGAUUGAGAGGCUUUGGGGAGAUCUUUGGCGGGGUAUGACUAAUGUGUACCACCAGCUUUUCUCCUUCCUUGAAAAUGAUGGAAUCAUUGACUGUACGAAUGAGCUGCACUUGUGGGCACUACAUUAUGUUUACCUGCCACGGAUUAACCGGGACCUGGAGGUUUUCAGGGAACAAUGGAACAACCAUGGCUUGCGCACUGUUGGCCACCGCACACCAUGCCAGAUAUUUGUCCAAGGAUGUCUUCAGAGGCAAACACAACCACUCACAGCCAUGGCUGAGAUUUUUGGAUCCGACACUGCUCAAGAAGGUGCAGCUGCUGCUCUUCCUGCUCUGAAUUGGCAAGACGUAGUAACAGUCCCUGCUAACCAAUUCAGUCCAAGCCAUGCACAGAUGCAAGAACUCCAGGGUGUAGACACUCUGGCAGGACUUAGUGGUAGUCUGGCUAUAGAUACACUCCAAAGUGUAAUUGACAUUUUGGAACAGUAAUUUCCCGUCCAUGUCACGGCCACAACUGUAAACCUGCUACAUAUAGCUGAUAGACUCCUUUCCCAUUGCCAGUAGACGAGUGACACUGACUAUAGUGACUUGUAUCUGAGCAGAGGUGUUUUCACAUUUCCUCUGAACACCUAUAACCCUGCAAUAAAAGUUAUGUUUAUGAAGGGUAUAAUGAUGUAUUUUUGCUGA